AUGUGCUUCUUCUUCCCCGGUUGGUGUCUGCCGUUUUCUCUCUGGUUCGCGCCUCUUUCUUUUUCUUCCGAGAGGAGGAGGAGGAGAAGGAGGAGGAGAGAUAUAGAUAAAGAAGAAGAAGAAGAAGAAGAAGAAGAAGAAGAGGAGAAUCCAUCGAAGAACUCCUCGUGCGGCUCGGCGUUCACCGCGUGCACAGAAGGUCGACCGAGCGAAGAGAAUGCUUUCGCGAGACCGAUGAUCAGGAAGAAGACGACGGUGGAGAUGGCAGAGAGGAAAAGACAGUUGAGAAGAGAGAAGGAAGAAGAAAACGAAGAAAGAGACAAAGGAAAGGUUAAGGUUGCCUCUCCUGGUAUCACGACUACUCUUUUCAGCAUAUCUACGCCACGCGAGGAGAAGGAAGGAAAUAAAGAAGAAGGUGGAAAAGAAGAGAAGGAUAAUAACAACAACAGCGUCGUCGCGAGAAUCGAGUCCGGGCGGUCGUUUUCGUACGCCGGCGAAGAGAUCGUCUCGAAAGAAAGGAGGAGAGAGGAAGAUGGAGAAGAAGAAGAAGAAGAAGAAGAAGAAGAAGGCGAUGAAGGAGAGGAAGGAGAAGAAGGAGAAGAAGACAAACGAUCGAAAAAAGAGGGACUUCGAUCGGAGCAAAUUCUUAAAGAGCUUAGAAAUGAAGGCUUGUUGGACUCGAUACAGAGUUCGACCGCGAAAUAUUGGAAAGAGUUAGCCGCGAAGCGGAAGAAGACGAAGAAAUCGUUCGGAAACAGUUGA
Bathycoccus prasinos is the source of this 762-nucleotide messenger RNA. RefSeq lists its product with no specific name. The transcript has a single exon. NCBI's taxonomy places the organism in Eukaryota, Viridiplantae, Chlorophyta, Mamiellophyceae, Mamiellales, Bathycoccaceae. Bases 1 to 762 code for a protein of 253 amino acids. The record is from RefSeq and is a predicted model, not a curated record.